Nicotiana tabacum (common tobacco) is the source of this 816-nucleotide messenger RNA. RefSeq names its product E3 ubiquitin-protein ligase RSL1-like. Lineage: Eukaryota; Viridiplantae; Streptophyta; Magnoliopsida; Solanales; Solanaceae. The record is from RefSeq and is a predicted model, not a curated record. Gene Ontology annotation, molecular function: ubiquitin-protein transferase activity; zinc ion binding. Gene Ontology annotation, biological process: protein ubiquitination.
AUGGCAAAAGAAUCCGCUCUUGAUCUUUCUUGUGAUGAUUUUUACGUCUCAUUACUAUUCGAUGAAAUCGAAAACGAUGAGAACUUCUCAAUAUCAGAUGAGAAGUCUGCUGAAGAACUCCAGUUUCAAGAAGUAAUAAUGAAUUCAACAAUUUUUAAUCAAAACACAGAAGCAGAAGGUGGUGCACAUGAAGUAGGAGAAUCAUCGUUAAGUUUCUGUGAAAUAUGUGCAGAAAGGAAAGAAAGUGAUGAAAUGUUCACAAUACAAACAUGCAGCCACAUUUUUUGUACUGAUUGCAUUAGCAAACAUGUAGCGACUAAAAUCCAGGAAAAUAUUCAUGUUGUAACAUGUCCAGGUGUGGCUUGUAGGGAAAUUCUUGAUUUCGAAACAUGUAGUUCUAUUGUGCCAAAAGAAGUAAUUUCUAGGUGGGACGAAAUGUUAUGUGAAUCAUUAAUUCUUGCUUCACAAAAAUUCUACUGUCCUUAUAAAGAUUGUUCAGCCAUGCUUGUGAAUGAUUCGGACGAAAUCAUUAGGGAAUCGGAGUGUCCGAGUUGCUGGAGAUUGUUCUGCGCACAAUGUAAGGUGCCGUGGCAUUGUGGAGUUGAAUGUGUAGAGUUUCAACAGCUGAAUUCGGAUGAAAGAGACAGGGAAGAUCUUAUGGUGAGGGAACUUGCAAAGGCAAAAGAGUGGACUCGAUGUCCUUAUUGCAAAUUUUUCGUGGAAAAGACAGAGGGAUGUUUACAUAUGACUUGUAGAUGUGGAUCACAAUUUUGCUAUAAAUGUGGAGUGAUUUGGACAAUACACCAUGCUUGUUAA